AUGGCGGUCACCCUGUACUCACUGCUGCAGGCUGCUCUGCCCUGUGUCAAUGCCAUGGCCGUGCUGCAUGAGGAGCGGUUCCUCAACAAAAUCAUCUGGGGAACAGACCAGAGCGUUGGUGGUUUUGGAGAACAGCCAGGGAUUAAAUCACAGCUCAUAAAUCUAAUCCAAUUCAUACAAAUGGUGAUGAGAUUGCCGUUGAUGGUACUGAACUCCGCAACAAUUGUACUCAUAUUAUUUUUUGGAUGA
Messenger RNA from Carcharodon carcharias (great white shark), 249 nucleotides. Its product is annotated as immediate early response 3-interacting protein 1-like. Gene Ontology annotation, cellular component: Golgi membrane; endoplasmic reticulum membrane; COPII-coated ER to Golgi transport vesicle. NCBI's taxonomy places the organism in Eukaryota, Metazoa, Chordata, Chondrichthyes, Lamniformes, Lamnidae. Gene Ontology annotation, biological process: endoplasmic reticulum to Golgi vesicle-mediated transport. The coding region runs from base 1 to 249 and encodes 82 amino acids. The record is from RefSeq and is a predicted model, not a curated record. The transcript has a single exon.